AUAGCUUAGAAGGAGGCUUGGGACGCGCUUGCUUGGGUGACGUUCACCGGAGAUCUGAUCGGAGACCGUGCGCGUCCACGAAGGAAGGGCGGGAGCGCUCAGUGAGAAGGCUGCUGGAUAGAACUAAACUACACAUGUGACAGAUGGCGAACGCAGAGGUGACUGUCCCUAUGGGGGACGUGGUGGUGAUUCCCAGUGAAUGUACAGAGGGAGAAGACCCAGAAGACACAAAGACACAGGUCAUCUUGCAGUUACAACCAAUUUCCCAUGGGAUUUACGGGGAGGUGUCAGACGCAGAUGCUGCUGUUGUGUCCUUAGAGACUCACACCCUGAAGAUGGGGGACACAUUAGACGGUGGUACAGUAGAGCUCGGUGAAGACAUCGACAUUGCCUAUCCUAUAACAUGCGGGGAGAGCAAGGCCAUCCUGCUAUGGAAGAAAUUUGUCUGUCCAGGAAUAAAUGUGAAGUGUGUUAAGUAUAACGAACAGCUGAUCAGCCCCAAACACUUUGUUCAUUUGGCUGGAAAAUCCACAUUAAAAGACUGGAAGCGAGCCAUCCGCCUGGAAGGUGUUAUGUUGAGGAAAAUGAUGGAUUCCGGCCAGAUGGAUUUUUACCAGCACGACAAGGUCUGCACAAAUACAUGCAGGAGCACCAAGUUUGACCUCCUUAUUAGCAGCGCCCGUGCCCCUGUACCUGGACAGAGCACUGUUGUACAAACCCCCACCACAGGAGAAGGCAGCCUAUCUUCAAUUGCUGUAUCUGAAGAAGCUGUUGAGGACGGAGCUAUUGAAUGGAACCAAGCACUUCCUGCCACUGUGCAGGUGAACAGAGAGGAGAGAAGCAAGAAAGAAGGGGAAGAGAUAUCCGAGGAGACUUUGCUUUUCUGGAGGGGUAUCUCAGAUGUGGGUCUUAUGGAUGAAGUGAUCAGUAAGGUGCAGAAUGAGAUAGAGGAUCUUUUGAGUGGAGUCCAACAACGAAUGGACCAGACACCUUUCCAGGUGACAGAUGCCACGUUGCUCAGUAAUAUUGCGCACAGCUUGGGCUUGUUUGACGCUGUUAAGAGAGUUCUGGAGCAGAAGAAGAACCAGACAGACCAGAGUGAAGAACAGUAUCAUUACACAUUGGCGGAUCUGGAGCGCCAGUUGGAAGCACAAAAGAAGCAGGAAGGCAGCAAGUCACCUCUCUUCCAAAAUGUGGUUCUAAUGCCUGUGAACACCCCCAAACCACCUAAGAGGCCUCGACUACAGCGCCCAGCUUCUGCUGGUUCUUUGAGCACCACAUCUUCUCAGCCUCACUACACUGUGCUGUCCCCUCUGACUCUGGCUCCUGUAGGACAACAGUUCUCUUUGGGUGGCCUGAGAUACACAACUGUGCUUGGUAAGGCGGGAAGUGGAGAUACCUUGGCAGUACUAACAACUGAAAUGCAAGAAUCUGGGGGCUUGGCCGGGAUGAUGAGCCCAGUUGAGUUGGUUACCAUGGAUACAGGACUUGGACAUGAUGGUGUUGGUGAGGAGGGGCAGACCAUCAUCCAGAUAGACCCAGCACCAGACCCUGAGGGAGGUUCAAAGGUGAUGGAACUUGGAGACGGAAAGGUUUUAGGUGUUGGCCACCCAGACGGAAUACAUAAUGUGGAGAUUGUUGUGUUAGAGGAUGACUAAAAAGGAUCUAGGAGCAUUCAUGAUCAUGUGGAAGCCUGCUCCCAUUGAGGGAAUGUCAUUUCUGAUAGAAAAAGACACUUGCAAAGUGACCUAAUGCAGUUCCUGCAUACGAACUUGGAUUAUGAAUUGUUAGGACUGAGUCUUCAUCUGCCAUACUGGAUCUUCAUGUAGAAUCCAUGUAUGGAUGUUCACUCCUAUAGAUUUAUCUGUACAUAUAUUGUGAGUAAAACAAAAAACACACAAAUCUAAUAAAUUGGCAGUAGCAUAAACUCAUA
Spea bombifrons (plains spadefoot toad) is the source of this 1933-nucleotide messenger RNA. It is a transcript of the gene GMEB1, whose product is annotated as glucocorticoid modulatory element binding protein 1. Lineage: Eukaryota; Metazoa; Chordata; Amphibia; Anura; Pelobatidae. The transcript has 10 exons. Gene Ontology annotation, biological process: positive regulation of transcription by RNA polymerase II. Bases 144 to 1658 code for a protein of 504 amino acids. Gene Ontology annotation, cellular component: nucleus. Gene Ontology annotation, molecular function: DNA-binding transcription activator activity, RNA polymerase II-specific; RNA polymerase II cis-regulatory region sequence-specific DNA binding. The record is from RefSeq and is a predicted model, not a curated record.